AACAACAACAACAAAAAAGACAUUGUCUUUGAAUGUGUAGGGCAAGGAACUUCCAUUUUACAUUUGAAGUAAUGUAGGCUCCUUCAUCGAUUUUAUUCGACUAUUCGAUUUUUAAAAAUCCUCGACUUAAUUUUGCUCGCGUCGACUAACCGGCAAAUACCGGAAGUGGCGCAUUUCACAGACAAGAAUCCAUAAAACACAUUAUUAGGCUGUUUUCCAAGGCUGUGUAUGAUAUAUUAAACCCAUUUAAAUUAAGCAUAAUUGUGAAUUCACAAACGCUAUUUAAUUAAAUUAUAUGCGAUGCCGUUCUAAUACAGUACAUGCACUUUAAUUAUGUACAUGCGUGUAGGUUAAGUACGUGCGUCACACAGAGGCUCCUUUCACAGUAGCUCCACAGGAACUGUUAUCAUUUACAUGUGUGGAGCGUCUCAAACUCUAUCUCUGCAUGUUGUUGUGAGUUUGGGUUUAUUAUAACAUUCAUCUGGGAACGCAAAGUGCGCCAUUUCAUCAGAUUUGUAAGUAUGGUUGUGGAUGGAGGGAGUGGGGAUCGCACUGACUGGCAGGGAAGAUGGGACCAUGUCAAAAAGUUCUUAGAGAGAGCUGGACCCUUCACUCAUCCGGAUUUUGAACCCAGCACUGAGUCUCUCCAGUUUUUACUGGACACAUGCAAAAUUCUGGUUAUUGGAGCUGGUGGACUUGGUUGUGAGCUGCUCAAAGAUCUGGCCUUGUCAGGUUUUCGGCACAUUCAUGUGGUGGACAUGGACACCAUUGAUGUUUCUAACCUCAACAGACAGUUCCUCUUCAGACCAAAGGAUGUGGGCCGACCAAAGGCAGAGGUUGCAGCAGACUUUGUAAAUGGCAGGGUCCCAGGCUGCAAUGUUGUCCCACAUUUUAAGAAAAUCCAGGACUUGGAUGAGACAUUUUACAGGCAAUUUCACAUUGUAGUCUGUGGCCUGGACUCUGUUGUUGCCAGAAGAUGGAUGAACGGGAUGCUGUUAUCUCUGCUGAUUUAUGAAGAUGGUGUGCUAGAUCCCAGUUCCAUUAUUCCAUUAAUAGAUGGAGGCACAGAGGGCUUCAAGGGCAAUGCUCGAGUCAUUCUUCCAGGCAUGACAGCUUGCAUCGAUUGCACCCUCGAGCUCUACCCUCCACAGAUCAACUUCCCUAUGUGCACUAUAGCCUCUAUGCCACGGUUACCAGAACAUUGUGUUGAAUACGUCCGCAUGCUGCUUUGGCCCAAAGAAAAGCCUUUUGGAGAUGGUGUAGCCCUAGAUGGAGAUGACCCAACUCACAUCCAGUGGGUGUACCAGAAAUCUCUGGAAAGAGCAGCAGAGUUCAGCAUCACUGGGGUGACUUACAGACUCACCCAGGGGGUCGUGAAGAGAAUAAUUCCUGCUGUGGCUUCUACAAAUGCUGUUAUUGCUGCUGCUUGCGCCACCGAGGUUUUUAAAAUUGCCACGAGCGCCUAUGUUCCCUUGAACAACUACCUGGUGUUCAAUGAUGUGGAUGGGCUGUACACGUACACCUUUGAGGCUGAGAGAAAGGAGAACUGUUCUGCCUGCAGUCAGGUGCCACAGGACCUGUACUUCCCACCUUCAGCUAAACUGCAGGAGAUUCUGGACUACUUGACUGAGAAUGUCUCUCUCCAAAUGAAGUCUCCUGCCAUCACUACAACUUUGGAUGGAAAAAACAAAACUCUAUAUUUACAGACCGUGGCAUCUAUUGAAGAGAGAACGCGACCAAAUCUAAACAAAAUGCUGAAAGAGCUUGGACUAGUCGAUGGACAGGAACUGGCAGUAGCUGAUGUCACCACUCCUCAGACUGUGCUCUUCAAGCUCAACUUCAUCUCAUAGGACAAUGCUUCAUCCUUAUAGACAGUUACAAGUGGUUCUUGCAGUCAUCAUCAAAAUGAAGCAGCCUUGGAAAUAUCAGCAGAGACAUCACAUGCACAUGCUCGGCUGGAAUCCCUGCAGUUUGUAUUUAGAUUUUAUGGUCAACUCUGUUCAUCAAAGACACUUACAGGAGACUUUUGUUUCGUUGUCUUGCAGUGCUAUAGUCGUAGGAGUCAUUUUGGUGGAUUUCUUUUUUAUGCAAACUGUUUAUCUAUUUAUUUUGUUGUGCAUUCACUGUAUCUUGUUCAAUGUCUUGUAGAGAAAAAGGUUAAUGUUUUGAAUUAAAUUUGGAAACCAUAUUUUAAACAAGUAUUGAAGUCCUAGUUCGGUAAUGCUUUCCUAUAAAUUUACUGUUACUCGAUUUGUGAAUAAAUGUAUUUGAUUAAAUAUUUAAAGAAACUCAAGGUAUUAAAAUAUAAAUUCUCUAGAAAUUGUAAGCAAAUACAGAAUGUUGCAUUGUCAAUGUAAUGUUAAGAGAUAUUAAGUAUACUGUACUGUUUUAUUCAUUUUAUGUGGCAUUGUCAUGUUAUACAGGUUUGUAGAAAUGUACAAUGGAGACACUUAUUCACAAGGUCGUCAGACUGACCGUAGUGACUUUAUUUCAAAGUUUUUUCAGCCACAGCACUACAUACUACAGUGGAUCAAAUUGUAUGUUGUUUGACAAGCUACAAACUGAAAUUAUUCACUAAGCUACAGUAAAAUAAUUUUUUGUUUGAUAACGUCAAUUGCUAUAUUUAGUGUCCUAUUACAUUUUUAAAACUAUCAUACAACAAUGCAUUAACUACAGUUCAUAUUUAAGUAAAAUAUUAAUUUAGAUUCGUAUUAAUUUCAGUUAAAUAUCUUAUUAAUGCAAGAAUUUCGAUUCAUAUUCACUUCAUUUUAGUAAACCAUUUUUUACUCUAUUAAUUUAAAAUGUUUAUUUGUUAAAAGUUUUUAGCAAAAUCCCACAUUUGUGCAUUGGAUCGUGAGACCGCAUGGUGUCCCCCUUUCAAAAGCAAUAAACACCUGUUCGAGUCUGA
Molecule: messenger RNA, 2908 nt
Organism: Onychostoma macrolepis
Lineage: Eukaryota; Metazoa; Chordata; Actinopteri; Cypriniformes; Cyprinidae
Gene: uba3
Product: ubiquitin-like modifier activating enzyme 3
Exons: 17
Coding region: 522-1850 (442 amino acids)
Biological process (GO): protein neddylation
Cellular component (GO): cytoplasm; nucleus
Molecular function (GO): NEDD8 activating enzyme activity
Source: RefSeq, a predicted model, not a curated record